AAAAAAAUUAUAUUUUUCGCGAAACCGGAAAAUCAUGUUUUCCCACCAAAACCAAGAAACUAUGUUUUCCCGUCAAAACCGAGAAAUCACAUUUUCCCAUCAAAACUAAUAAAUUAUAUUUCCGCAAAACCGAAAAAUCAUGUUUUCGCCAAAACCAUAAAAUCACGUUUUCUCACCAAAACCGAAAAUUACGUUUUUCCGCUGAAACCGAGAAAUCAUUUUUUCCGCCAAAACUGAGAAAUUAUAUUUUCUGCAAAACCGGGAAAUCUUGUUUUUCGCCAAAACCGUGAAAUCAUGUUUUCUUGUAAAAUUAAAAAAUUACGUUUUCUCACAAAAAAAAUCAGAAAUUAUGUUCUUCCGCCAAAACCGUAUAUAUUCCGCAAAAACUGAAAAAUCAUGUUUUUCACCAAAACCGUGAAAUCAUGUUUUCUUGUAAAAUUAAAAAAAAUAUGUUUUCCCAAAACAAAACCGGAAAUUACAGUUUCCCGUCAAACCCGUAAAAUUAUAUUUUCCUAUCAAAAUUUUAAAAUUAUGUUUUCUCGCCAAAAUUGUUAAUUUUCUCAUCAAAGUAGUGAAAUUGCGUUUUCUGCUAAAACAAUAUUUCUCGCUAAAAUUGUAAACCUAUAUUUUCAUCAGAAUCAUAAAACUAUACUUUUAAGAGACCCACCCAUUAUCUAUUUGAUCUUUGUCCAAUCGGACCAUGGACCGCCCAAAGUGAAUUGGACUGGGCCAGCCCAUGGACGACCUACCCAGUUGACACCUCUAGCCUCGGGGCUAGCUUAACGAUCCUCGACGCAUCUAGAAGCAGCAACGUACGUGAUCUUGGUGCGGUGAACGAAAGCGCGGCUGCUUUUGAAUGGAGGUUGAAGCGUUUGGACUUGGAAACAGAUUCUUCAAGAGAAAUGAUCCAUACUCGAAGCCAAAGAGGCGAACAUAUAUAGAUCCUUCAUUCGUGAAGUGAGGUUGGUGAGUACUUACUUAAUUUGGUGAGUUGUAUUUUUUAUCAGCGGUCUAAGACAUAAGGCAUGAAAAGGCUUUUAUAUGUCUCUAUAUAUGCUCUUAAACUUCAUGUUAAAGUUCUCAUUCGUUUGACGUAAAUGAAAUUUUUGAAUCAACAAGAAGGAUUAGAAUGACAAGCAAGCAUGAUAAAAUGAGGUCCACAGUCAGUACAUAGGGUAACAUUUAUGACACGUCAACAAGACUUACAAACAUCGGUAUAGUUACAUUCUUUUUUGUUUUUAUUUGAUAACCAGUUACAUUCUUUUAAAUUUUCUAUUUAUAGUUUUGCAUGUGGACUUGAUUAGGCUGGAAAGUUGACUAAACCAUAUUUUCAUGCAAAUUUGAACGAAGAAUAUAAUACAAGCUUCUUACAAGUUAUAUGAUGAUCUGAAUAAUUCUCAAUAUAUUCUUCAUUUCACACUUCCAGUUUCGUUCUUUAACCGUAUAGACGUUGAAUAGAUAAAAGAGGAGCAUGGCGCGAGAGAGACGAACGUCCUUUAACAAGAGGCAUGUUUAUCCAACACAGACGAAUUGAGAUGGUUUUAUAAAGUCGACUUUCAACCUUCCGUAAUGUACAAGAUACCACUCAGAUAUCACUAGGGAAAGUCGCAUUUUUAAACUUCAAAGUAACAUACACACUUUAAAUAUUCAAACUUUUUGCAGUAACACUACUAACACUCAAACUGGAAAUUUUAUCAUAUCAAACCUCAAACGUGUUUCCCGCUGAAUAAAAGUCGACGGAACAGUAACUUUGUUAGAUGAUGUGGUCUUUUUCAAAAAAUAUAAAUAAAAUAAUUUUAGUGACUAUUUUAUUAUUUUAUAUAAUAUAAUAAGAUAUAUAUAGUUUCAUCAAAAUUAAGAAAAAUUAAAAAUUUGGAAAAACAAUUUUUUUUGGAAAAUGAUAACAUUUUUAAUACAUUAGAUUUUACUAAAAAUCUUUUGCAUCUCACAAUGUUGUAUUUAAAGUAAUAUUUUUGUAAGUAGAAUUUCUGCAAAAAAAUCUUAAUCUUUUCAAAACUCAUUUUUAACAUUAAAAGGUGUAAGAAGAUAAGUUUUAAAACUUAUAUUGUAUAUUAAUUGUUUUCUAAUUUUGUACGCUUUUCAUAAUUUAAAUAUUUUAUAAUUUAAUGCACUAAAAAGAUUUUUGUUUUGAAAAAAAAAAUUCGUUUUUCCCUAAAUUUUUAUCAAUUUCAUAUUUUUAUGAAAAUUAUAUAUUUUCUUAAUUAUAUAAUAAUAAUAAGAUAUUAACUAAAUGUAUUUUAAAAAUAUUUAAAUAUUAUGCUCGUUUAACGGAGUUACUGUUCCGCCUACUUUUUUUUGUGAGAAAACUUGAGUGUUAGAAGUGUUCGUUAAUCAAGUUGAAGGUUUAAACUUCGUGUAUAGUCACUUUGACGGUUAAAGAUAGGAUUUUCCCGAUAUCACUACUUGUUUUGAGCUUUUUUCUUAUUAUUAAUUUUUUAGUUUCUAUGGCUUCCUUUUUUUGUGUCUUAGAAACAAAAUGUAGCUUUUGUAAAACAUCUGCAGUCUUUGCUACGUAUAUAUAUAUAUCUAUAUUCACAUUUUAUCGAAAAGAAAAAAGAAACUAGAGUAGAGCAAGACUCAUAUGCACGUGAUCUGAUCCUACCCACCACGGACAUUAUAUAUAAACAGCGGUCUAGUCUGAUGAACAACGAGGAAGAAGGCGUAUAGUCGUCCUUACGCCUUAGUUCAAAUGGCGUCAGCCUCAGGGCUAGCUAACGAUUCUCGACGCAUCUAGAAGCAGCAACGUACGUGGUCUUGGUGUGGUGGACGAAAGCGCGGCUGCAUUUGAAUGGAGGUUGAAGCGUUAGGACUUGGAAACAGAUUCUUCAAGAGAAGUGAUGCAUAUAUACUCGAAGCCAAAGAGGCGAACAAAGAUCCUUCAUUCGUGAAAGUCAUGAUAAAGUGAGGUUGGUGAGUACCUACUUAAUUUGGUUCGUUAUAUACUUAUAUCAGUUGUCUAAGAGCGACAUAAGGCAUUAAAAAGGCUUUUAUAUGUCUAUAUAUGUUCUUAAAUUUCCAACUUGCAAUUUCUUACUUUCUCAUUCGUUUGACGUGUAUAAAAUUUUUGAAUCAACAAGAGGGAUCUAGAAUGACAAGCAAGCAUAAAAAGGUGGGGUCCACAGUCAGUAUGUGUAUAUAUGGGGUAACACGUGAACGAGACCUACAGACAUCGAUAGUUAUAACAGUCUUUUUGUUUUUAUUUGAUAACCAAGUUGACAUUCUUUUAAAUUUUAAAUUUAUAGUUUUGCAUGUUGACGUGAUUAGGCUGGAAAAAAUGACUAAACCAUAUUUUCAUGCAAAAUUGAACGAAGAAUAGACAAUUCUGAGAAUAUAAUACUGGUUACAUGAUCUGAAUGAUUCAGGUUCUCAAGAUGUUCUUCAUUUCACACACUUCCAGUUUCGUCCUUUAACCUGUUACCCGUAUAGACGUUGAAGAGAUAAAAGAAAGUGACAGACCAGUCAACAGAGUGAAGUGGAGCAUGGCGCGAGAUAGACGAACAUCCUCUAACACGUGAAGGCAUGUUUAUCCAACCCAGACUACUUGAGAUGGUUUUUUAAAGUCAGACGACUUUCAACCUUUCGUAAUGUACAAAGAUACCACCACUUGUCUUGAGUUUUUUUUUUGUUAUUAUUAUUUUUUCGGUUCAAUGGCUUUCUUUAGAAACAAAAUCUGCAGCCUUUGGUACGUGUAUAUAUAUACAUAUAAAGUCACAUAUUGUAUGAAGAACGUCACCGUAAAUUUGUGUGAUAGUGUGAUGAACACCGAGGAUCAUAGUGUGAUGAACACCGAGGAUCAAGGCGUAUAGUCUAUAUUGUAUGAAGAACGUCACCGUAAAUUUGCUGAUGUGUUGCUCUUACGCCUUAGCCAUAAUGGCGGCAGCCUCAGGCUAGCUAAAACGAUCCUCGACGCAUCUAGAAGCAGCAACGUACGUGAUCUUGGUUCGGUGGACGAAAGCGCGGCUGCGUUUGAAAAGAGGUCGAAGCGUUUGAACUUGGAAACAGAUUCUUAAAGAGAAGUGAUCCUUCAUUCGUGAAAGUGAUCAUGAUAAAGUGAGGUUGGUGAGUAGGUACUUAAUUUGGUGAGUAAUAUUUUUUUAUCAGUUGUGUAAGAGGGACAUAAGGCAAACCUAGGCUUUGUAUAUGUCUAUAUAUGUUCUUCAACUUCAUGUUAAAUUUCGAAUAUUUCUUACUUUCUGAUUCGUUUGACGCAUAUGAAAUUUUAGAAUCAACAAGAGGGAAUAGAAUGACAAGCAAGCACGAAAAGAUGGGGUCCACAGUCAAUACAUGGGGUGGCAUAUCAUGACACGUCAACGGGACCUACGGGCGUCGUUAUUAUAGUUACAUUCUUUUUGUUUUUAUUUGAUAACCAAUUAAGUUGACAAUUUUCUAUAUACAUAUAAAAAGUUGAAAAAGUGGGGUCCACAGUCAAUACAUGGGGUGGCAUAUCAUGACACGUCAACUAGACCUACGGGCGUCGUUAUAGUUACAUUCUCUUUGUUUUUAUUUGAUAAAAACGAGGUGGCAUAUCAUGAUGACACGUCAACGGGACCUACGGACGUCGUUUUAGUUACAUUCUUUUUGGUUUUAUUUAUUUGGUAACCAAGUUGACACAUUCUUUUAAAUAUAUAUAAUUUUUUUUGACUAAAGGCUUGACGUUCUUUUAAAAUUUCUAUGAUAGUUUUGCAUGUGGAAUAUAAUAAAACGCGGACAUAUUAAGAUGGUGGCGAUUUUCAAACUUCCGUACUGUACAAGACACUACUCAUAACACGAAUAUAACUAAUUGUUUCGAGUUUUUUCUUUUCAUUUUAAUCGCGUAAAACAAAUGUGUGAAGAAGGCCUCAAAACGCAAUCGCUGAUACUUUGACGCAGUAAAAACGUUUGACUAAACUUCUUUACGACGCAGUAUAUAACAGAAGAAGAGAGAGCGAAAGCUUCAGAAGAAGAGAGAGAGCAAAAGCUUGAGAGAGAGAGAGAAAGAGAGAAAGCCAAAGCGGAGGCGAAGGUUGGAGAAUCGAUUAGGAGUGGUUGAUUUCGAGCGGCCAUGGCGUCGUCUUCUAGUUCGGAGCGAGUGGCAUCGGAGAUUACACCGGCGGAUUCUAGGGUUUUACAAAACGCUAUGAGCGAAGGAGUUGAGGAGAAGCGGCUCAAGGAAGCGGGGUCUAACGAAGAAGAAUCUGAGAUCGUCGCUGAUAGCAAACACAAGAUGGAUCUCUCUGCGUUAGCUGAAGUGAAGAACCGAGAAGAUAGCUUGAACAAGGACGUUCAGAUUGCUAAAGAGUGCAUCUCUAGUCAAGAGAUUGAUGAUCUCGUUGCGGCUACAAAGAGAUUAGUUGUAGAAAGCUCAGAAGCUGGAUUUGAUGAAGACUCGAUCAAGAAGAGGGAUAAAGCUGCCCUUAUUGCUUCCAUCGCCAAGCUUGAAUCUGAGUUGCAUGAGAUUCGUGCUGAAGGCCAAGAGGAUAUUCUCGUUUGCCCCAACUUUUAUCCUACGGGUCUGAGUAAGAAUGUCAAGACUGAUGCAGAAGCACUCGGAGGUUCUUCUGUUCAAGAACCCAAGAUAGAUUGGAAGCUGACGGCUGAGAUAGACUUCACAAGCCCCACUAGUACGCCGCCAGCUUUCAUCAAUAUUGUAGAUCAUCCAUGCUUGUUGUGGGAUGUCAAAUACCCUAAGAAAGACUUGACUUCAGAGACGAAUUGGAAAGACGAAGGCCGGGGAGGCCCGGUCCGAAACCAGGGGGAUCAUGACAAUUGUUGGACUUACUCGGCCACCGAUGUCUACAGCUCCCAUCGAUUGAGAAACGAAGAAGACGAGGCUUUUCGCGUUAUGAGCGCGAGAUAUCUAACAUUUUACGUCAGUAAGGAAGAGCGAGAGAGGGAACGUAGACAUGGAGAUAGGAAUACACACCAUUGCCACGGAUUCAGAGUAAUACAUGGUCUCAGAUUCAUAAAGGAGCAUGGGGUUCCAGAAGAAUCUCCUCGGGAUGCUAAAACUGAUUACAGCUGCAUUAAAAAUCCGCCAUCUCGAACUCAAAAAUUGUUCCAUUUUGGUGCUGACGUUGAGUUCAUGGAGUCAGAUAAAAUUGAAGACUUGCAGAAGAUGCUUCUGCACCAGCCUGUCUCUGCAAAUAUGAUUCUCUACUACCCGGAAUACGAUAAAAUUCUUACGUUAGAGGAAAUCUAUGAAGGACCUACCUCAGAAAAAUCAUUGUAUGGGGGAAUUCAUGCGGUCUUGGUUCUUGCCAUUAUAAGGUUUCUAGGGAAGUUGGUGGCGCUAGUUAAGCUCAGCCAUGGAACCAAAGCUGGUGAAUCCGGCUACAUGUACGUAUCUCUGAGCAAGAUGAUCGUGAAUGUCGAGUACUCUGUCGAAAAAAAUCUUCUUUGUCAACUCAAACGUAAAACAGAAGACGCCAUAGCUGAACCGUCGUAUCUUCUUCGGAACUUUACGGGUGUGAAUUAUGGUGAUAGUCCAGUUGCAGUUGCAAGGACAAGUAAAAAGAGGAAGCUAAACUGAAACGAGAAAUGUUUUGAACUCGAG
Messenger RNA from Brassica napus (rape), 6553 nucleotides. RefSeq lists its product as uncharacterized. Bases 5063 to 6529 code for a protein of 488 amino acids. Gene Ontology annotation, biological process: proteolysis. The record is from RefSeq and is a predicted model, not a curated record. The transcript has 7 exons. NCBI's taxonomy places the organism in Eukaryota, Viridiplantae, Streptophyta, Magnoliopsida, Brassicales, Brassicaceae. Gene Ontology annotation, molecular function: cysteine-type peptidase activity.